Messenger RNA from Saccostrea cuccullata (small rock oyster), 4006 nucleotides. RefSeq names its product protein phosphatase 1 regulatory subunit 37-like. Gene Ontology annotation, cellular component: plasma membrane; lamellipodium. Gene Ontology annotation, molecular function: protein binding. The coding region runs from base 145 to 3831 and encodes 1228 amino acids. The record is from RefSeq and is a predicted model, not a curated record. Gene Ontology annotation, biological process: cell migration; regulation of Arp2/3 complex-mediated actin nucleation. Lineage: Eukaryota; Metazoa; Mollusca; Bivalvia; Ostreida; Ostreidae. The transcript is spliced from 25 exons.
CACAACUUUCAUUUUGCACAUGCGCACAAAUCGGAUAUGAACAAGAGAAGCAGCUGACGACGAAAACGUUUGCAGAUUAACUCGAUAAUAACACCAAAGUGCAUGAAAUGUAGAUCAGCAUGACAAAUACAGGUUAAGUAAAAUAUGUCAGACUCAGAAAAUAGUGCCACUGAAAACAUUAGGGAAAAUGAAGAACCCCAACAGCUGCCGGAUGUUGUUGGAGUUGUGCCCUCCUCCUUUGAAGUUUCUGUUCAGGAAGUAAACAAUCAAGAUGUGCAAGAUGAAUCGGAAAAUAGAGAUUGUAAUACAGACAACGUCAAGUCAGAAGAAUCAACACCAUGUCAGCUAAAACGAAAUGUGAAAUUCCCGGCAGAUUCCUUGGUAAAAGGAUACUUGGAUCCGCCAGAUCCAUGGAGAAAUGCUGGCAAGUGGACAACAAAUGAUCUCAUUGCUGCAUAUAAAAGAGGUUGUGAAAGUCAUGGAGUUAAACCCCUUAAUAAAGUUCUACAACAGCUUCAGGGUAUUGAGUUUACAGAUGGAAGGUUUGAAAUUCUGAGUUUACGAGGAGAGCGGCUAGAUAUGAAGCAGGUAGAGAGUCUGGAGUCCAUCCUUAAACUGCUGCAGUUUCGGUGUUUGGAUUUAGAAGCUACACAUCUUGAUGAUGAGACUGCAGUGGCAUUAUUUGACAUGGUGGAGUACUAUGAAAGUGCAUGUAAAGUCAAUAUUGCAUUCAAUAAGAACAUUUCAGCAAGAGGUUGGCAGGCCUGUGCUCGCAUGAUUAGAAAGACACCUUGUUUAACAUUUCUUGAUGCCAGGAAUUGUGAUUUGAAUGAGAGAGUUGUUCCAAUAAUGGGCCGGUCCCUCAGGAUGGGAUGUUUUCUGACAACUCUUCAUUUAGAGAACACCUCUAUUUCGGGGCGUUCUAUGGUUAUUUUAGUGGCAGCACUAAAGAUGAACGAGAUUCUGACCGAGCUGUUCCUGGCAGAUAACAAACUGAUGCCAACUGACGGCAUACAACUAGGAAACCUCCUCAAAUACAAUCAUAAACUCCAACUCCUGGAUGUCCGAAACAACAGUCUACAGGACAUAGGUGUUGGUCACAUUUGUGAUGGACUGUAUGAACAGACCUUAGAUACUGGACUACUGACCCUGGUCCUGUGGAGUAACCAGCUGACCUAUCAGAGCAUGUCAGCAAUGGCUAAAGCAUUAGGUAGUACACAAAAUUUAGAGACCUUGAACCUUGGACACAACAACAUAACAAACGAGGGAAUUCAUCUGCUGAAGGAGGGUCUACUGGUCAGUAAAUCUCUACUGAGACUCGGCCUUCAGGGGACAAAGAUCUCCUGUGAGGGUGCUGUAGCUUUGGCGGAGGUUGUUGCAGAUAGUCCCCGCCUACUUCGCUUAGAUUUGAGGGAAAAUGAUAUCAAGACAGCAGGACUGAUGGCAUUAUCCUUAUCUCUCAAGGUCAACCAAACUGUGACACGGGUAGACCUGGACAGAGAAACAAAGAAGGAAGCGGGAGUGAAAGACUACAUAGAACAGCAGAGAAGACUGCAAAAUGACAUAAAUGCUUUCACAGAAAGAAAUAAAGAGGUGCAACGUAAGACAGAGGCUGAAAAACGCAAGGUUCAGAAGGAGCUAGAAAAGAAGGAUUCUGAGAAGGAAUUAGUGGGACUGGGACACGAUACGUUAUCUCUGCUAAAGCAGGGUUCUACAGUGAGAAGACCCUCUCUGUUAGUGAUAGAGUCGGCAGCAGAAGCUAUGUUAGACUCUCCUGUGUCAAAGAAUGUGUUCAUCACACCCGAUAUUAAUCCUAUUCUGACAAGCACUCCUCCAGGGGAAUUAUUGUUAAGUCCCCAGUAUACAACAGCUGUCAAAGCCAAAAAAAUAUUCACAGUGUCAAAAGUAAACAUUCAGUCCCUUCUCUCACCUUCUGGGUCAGUUCCUACGAGUUUACCAAUCCUGUCUCCAAGUUCUCUUCUGUCAGCGAGCUCCGCAUUGUCUCAGGUGGACUCCAAUCCAACAAAUAUUACUCCAUCCACUCUACAAGCAAUUCUAGCCAAUCCAAUACUCUGUGCACCUCUAGAUAGUGUGCCAGUACCACCUGAACCUUCGAGCAAUGAUUUACAAACAAAACCUGAGGAAAAUGUCAGUGAUUUUGUCCGAGACAUAGUGGUAGAUUUAGUGGACAGUGUAGCUGCUAAGUGUGAUCGGUGCCACCAAAACAGUGGAGAAGGGGAAACUCCAGUUUACAAUGUCCACACCAAAACAGACACAAGCAAUAACAGCAAAAACACGGAAGACACAAAUAUCAGCCUCCCAAAACCUAUCAGAGACCUAAAAGUGGAUAAAGAUUCGGGAUUUGGGAGCUAUGAAAAUGAGCAAUGGACUCAAAUUGAAUCCUCAGAACUCCCGCCUUCUGUCAUGAAUGGCCACGCAACUCUAAGUAAAGCAGUGGAAAAUCCCAACUUCCAGUCUUCUCUUACAAUGAAUGGAUUGACAGAGGAGUUGGCUAGUGUUCUGGAGAGCAUUGAAAGCAAAUCAGAAUCAGAUCCAGUCUCCCCUCCUGAUGAUUUUGAGCGAGAGCUAGAUGCCAUGUUAGCAGAGGUUCAGUGUGGAAAUAACAUUCCUUUUCCUUCAGGUAAGGGAGAUAAUCCAACCAUAAACAUAAUGUUGGUGUCCCUGAGUACUAAAGGCAUUGUUCUAUGUGGAUUAGCUGGUGAAACCGGUCCUCGGUGCAUUGUACCAAGCCAUGUAAAAAGUAAAACAGGAAAGAUCGAAAAGUUAUGGGAAUUUGAUACUACAGAUCAACUUUAUGAAAAUUUAAAGGACUUCUUAUUUAAUUUGUAUUUUAGACAUUUGCUUGUUAAUGCUAAAGACAGACGAGUUGUGAUUUGUGAAUCUAUAUUGUGCCCUUCAGCAUUCCGAGAAACUCUUGCCAAAGUUCUUUUCAAGCACUUUGAGGUUUCUUCAGUACUGUUUGCUGUUGGACAAGUGAACUGUUUGUUGGGGCUGGGAACCAACACAGGACUGGUGGUCGAUGUCGGUUACAAUGAGACAAUUGUUCUACCAGUGUAUGAAGGAAUACCAGUAAUUAAAGCCCUACAGAAUAUACCAUUAGGAGGAAAAUCCAUUCACAAGAGAAUAGAGACUCAGCUGCGAGAAUCAGGAACAGUGACCACAGGAAGUGAAGAGAAACCUCUAUCAACAUUACCAGAUUGCUUAAAUGAAGAUAUACUGGAAGACAUCAAAGUGAGAUGCUGUUUCGUUACCAAUUUACAACGGGCCAGCCAAAUACACAAAGUCACACAGUAUGGAGAAGACAAAUCCAAGCUCCCUUCACCGCCCCCUGGUGUGAAAUAUCCUGUAGAUGGCGAUCAUCUACUGUUGGUGAAUGGCACCAUCAGAGAGCACAGCUGUGAAGUAUUAUUUGAGCAGGAUAAUGAACACCAGUCCCUAUCUACCAUCAUACUGGAUGCUAUUAUCAAUUCUCCCAUUGAUAUGAGGAGGGAUCUGGCUGAGAACAUUGUAAUCAUCGGAGGGACAUCAAUGUUACCAGGCUUCCACCAUCGACUGUGUGUAGAACUGUACCACCUCCUGAAAAACAACAAAUACCAGAAUGAGCUAUCCAUCAAGUUAUUCAAGUUCCAUAAACUUCCAACAAAAGAGAACUGUGCCUGCUGGUUAGGAGGGGCCCUGCUAGGAGCACUUGAGACCCUCCCUAGUAAGUCAAUAAGCAGGGACGCCUACCUACAGACGGGAAAACUUCCAGACUGGUGCUGUAUAUCAGAGGAGACCGAGGAGCAGGAAAAAAUGGGAGCGAGGAGCUAAUGAGGACAGCAGAGAGGACCAGGAAGAAACACUCCUCCCACCAGCAGUCUGGUUAUGGGCUAUACAGUGCUGGUAGACUUAACAAACCUACAUGUAUGUGCAAUAAUUUAACUUUACAUUUAUCUUAUGUUCAACUUAUUGGUUGUACCGGUAAUAAAUAAACAGAUUAGAGCCU